Ascochyta rabiei is the source of this 1011-nucleotide messenger RNA. RefSeq names its product Cellulase. The coding region runs from base 1 to 1011 and encodes 336 amino acids. The transcript has 2 exons. Lineage: Eukaryota; Fungi; Ascomycota; Dothideomycetes; Pleosporales; Didymellaceae. The record is from RefSeq and is a predicted model, not a curated record. Gene Ontology annotation, molecular function: hydrolase activity, hydrolyzing O-glycosyl compounds. Gene Ontology annotation, biological process: glucan catabolic process.
AUGCUUUUUAGCAACAUCCUUGCGGCGGCCGCUCUGGUCAGCACCGCCUUCGCUGCUCCAUCCAACAAGGAGACACGCGCAAACCGAAAGUUGAAAUGGUUCGGUAUCAACGAGUCGGGUGCUGAGUUCGGCGAGAAGAACAUCCCCGGUGUCUACAACAAGGACUACACCUGGUACGAUACCAAGACCAUCGACCAGUUCAUCAGCCAGGGCUUGAACGUGUUCCGUCUCAACUUCUUGAUGGAGCGCCUCACUCCCAACACUCUGACCGGUGCUUUCGAUAAAGCCUACCUUGGCAACCUCACUCAGCAGGUCAACUACAUCACCUCCAAGGGUGCCUACGUUAUGAUCCAGCCGCACAACUACGGCCGCUUCAACGGCAACGUCAUCACCGACACCGCUGGUUUCAAGACAUGGUGGAAGAACGUCGCCGCGCAGUACAAGAGCAAUGCGCUGGUCAUCUUUGACACCAACAACGAGUACCACGACAUGGAUCAGACACUUGUCUUCAAUUUGAACCAGGCCUCCAUCGACGGCAUCCGCGCUGCUGGCGCCACGAAGCAGUACAUUACCCCCGAGGGCAACUCGUGGACUGGCGCCUGGACCUGGAUUUCGUCUGGUAACGGCGCGUCCCUCGUUAAACUCAAGGAUCCACAGAACAAGCUCGUCUAUCAGAUGCACCAGUACCUUGACACCGACGGCUCUGGUACGUCUGCCAAUUGUGUCUCAGCCACGAUCUUCAAGGAGCGUCUUCAGGCUGCGACCAAGUGGCUCAAGGACAACAAAAAGCAGGGUUUCAUUGGAGAAUUUGCGGGUGGCAACAACGCUCAGUGCAUUGCGGCUCUUCAGGACGGUCUUGCCUACCUUGGCAAGAACUCUGAUGUCUGGGUUGGAGCCGCGUGGUGGGCAGCCGGUCCAUGGUGGGCUGAUUACAUCUUCAGCAUGGAGCCUACGACUGGUAUUGCGUGGGUCAACAUUCUUCCCAAGAUCAAGAGCUACUUCAUGUCUUAG